GCUGUAACAAAGUGUCGGACAAUAAUCUGAUCUGGACAUCAAUCACUCCUGUGUGUCCGCUGUUCAGUGGUUUCUAUGGUAACAGCUGAUAAACGUUAAGAUGAUGAUGAUAAUGAAGACGGUGUGUGUGGUGUGUGUGUUCCUCACACUCGGGUGUGUCGGACCCGCUUCAGGAGGUGAGCACUCUCUGUUUUACACCUACACGGCUCUCUCUAAACCCCUCAACCUGCCCGGAAUCUAUGACUUCAUCGCUAUGGGCCUGCUUGAUGAUCGAGAACUCGACUUCUAUGACAGUCAGACUCAGACUAAGGUUCCUAAACAGAAAUGGAUGAGAGAGACGAUGCCAGAGGACUACUGGGAAAAAGGAACUCAGUCCCGCAGGAGUAAAGAGCAGUGGUUUAAGGUUAACGUGGAAAUCCUGAUUGAUAGGAUGAGACACAAUAAGACUGACCUUCAUGUCCUUCAGUGGAGACACGGCUGUGUGGUUGAAGAAGGCUCAGAUGGAAGACUUACAUUUGUGAGAGGAGUUGAUGAGUACGGCUACGAUGGUGAUGAUUUCCUCUCCUUCGAUGAGGUAAACUCGAGGUGGAUUGCUCUAGUCCCGGCUGCUGAGCCGACCAAAAGGAAAUGGGAUGAUGUGGCCAUCCUUAACCAGUACACCAAGGUCUACCUGGAGAAAGAGUGUGUGGACUGGCUCACCAAGUUCAUCGACUAUGGAAAAGAAGAGCUUAGGAAACAAUCUCCACCAGAAGCGUACAUAUUCUUUAAGAAAUCAGUGACUGACCCCAGCAAGCUGACUCUGACCUGCAUGGCCACGGGGUUCUAUCCUAAAGAUGUGGAGAUGAAUAUAAGAAAGUUGAGAACAACCCUACCUGAACAUCUGGUAACAUCUUCAGGAAUCAGACCCAGUGGUGAUGGAAUCUACCAGCUGAGGAAGAGUGUGGAGAUCAUAGACAAGGACAAAGAUCUUUAUGAUUGUUAUGUGUCUCACAGCACCUUUAAAGAACCAAUAAUUGCACAAUUGAAAAACACCCAACACACCCCACAUCCGAGUGAUCCUGGCCUGGGUGGGACAUCUGAGCGAUCCUGGCCUCUUCUGAGUGGUAUCACUAAAAAAUUAAAAAGUGAGCACUCUCUGUUUUACACCUACACGGCUCUCUCUAAACCCCUCAACCUGCCCGGAAUCUAUGACUUCAUCGCUAUGGGCCUGCUUGAUGAUCGAGAACUUGACUACUAUGACAGUCAGACUCAGACUAAGGUUCCUAAACAGAAUUGGAUGAGAGAGAAGAUGCCAGCGGAUUACUGGGAGAAAGGAACUCAGUCCCGCAGGAGUAAAGAGCAGUGGUUUAAGGUCAACAUGGACAUCCUAAUUGAUCGGAUGAGACACAAUAAGACUGACCUUCAUGUCCUUCAGUGGAGACAUGGCUGUGUGGUUGAAGAAGGCUCAGAUGGAAGACUUACAUUUGUGAGAGGAGUUGAUGAGUACGGCUACGAUGGUGAUGAUUUCCUCUCCUUCGAUGAGGUAAACUCGAGGUGGAUUGCUCUAGUCCCGGCUGCUGAGCCGACGAAAAAGAAAUGGGAUGAUGUGGCCAUCCUUAACCAGUACACCAAGGGCUACCUGGAGAAAGAGUGUGUGGACUGGCUCACCAUGUUCAUCGAGUAUGGAAAAGAAGAGCUUAGGAAACAAUCUCCACCAGAAGCGUACAUAUUCUUUAAGAAAUCAGUGACUGACCCCAGCAAGCUGACUCUGACCUGCAUGGCCACGGGGUUCUAUCCUAAAGAUGUGGAGAUGAAUAUAAGAAAGUUGAGAACAACCCUACCUGAACAUCUGGUAACAUCUUCAGGAAUCAGACCCAGUGGUGAUGGAAUCUACCAGCUGAGGAAGAGUGUGGAGAUCAUAGACAAGGACAAAGAUCUUUAUGAUUGUUAUGUGUCUCACAACGCCCUUCAAACACCAAUACUUACUCCAACGGAUGUCUCCAGAGUUUUCUGAGAACCUAAAAACAGAAGAUCAACCUAGAGGAGUGAGAUUGAUGAAGAGCCUGACUAUAUAGUAGCUGGCUGCCUACUGUUUGGACCCUGCAGUGCGAUGCACCAAACAAUGUGUACAAACUAAAAUCCGCAGCAAAACACCUUGUGACAUUCUACUACGCUAAUACGCUAUUGUAAAAUUAAAGUUCAUAUCAUGUUUCUGACGAUUGCCUUGUGAUACAGUUAUUCUAAAACAUCAUUUUGUUCAGUUAGAAGAGGGUCAUCAUGGCACACAAAAUGGUUUUCAGGAAGCAAAAUCUUGGGAAAAGUUUGCUGUGCAGUGUAAAUAACUCUGUACAGUUGUGCUGAGGAAAAAACAUCUCAGAGUUCACAAAAUGGCAAACUUUGAAAUGGAGAGGCUACAAAUGACCAUAUUGGAUGAUUUUGAAAAUUCCAAACCAGUGCAAGAUCUUAUGCUACUGUAGCAGUAUAUAUAUAUAUUUUUUUUUUUGCUUUGUUACUCUGGUAUACUGAAAUAUAACGAUAAACAUUUUAUAAGCGUCAAUUACAUUACAUUUAUGCAAAGGGUCAGUAUUUGUAGUGUUGGUCCUCCUUUUUUAAGACUUAUAUAAUUUGGCCUGACAUGUUGUCAAUCAACUUCUGGGCCACACCCUGACUGAUGGCGCUGCCCAUUCUUAUAUAAUAAACGCUUGGAGUUUCCUGGACCUGGACACAAAAUAUGAAUGUUUUGUUCCCAGAUCCACUUUUGCCUUGGAACAUGGCCAUUAAUAAAGAACAAUACAAAAACAUCCUUAGAGAGCAAUUUCCCCCAGCCAUCCAAGAACAGUUUGGUGAUGAACAAUUUAUUUUUCAGCAUAAUGGAGCUCCUCACCAUAAGGCUAAAGUGAUAACUAAGUGGCUCGGGGAACAAAACGGCGAACUCACCAGACUUAAUCCCUAAUUCUUAAUCCCACAGAGAAAUUGUGGUAAAUUCUUAAGAUGCAGGUGAACAAACAAAAACAUCCAAAUUCUGACAAACUCCAAGCAUUGAUUAUGUAAGAAUGGGCUGCGCAUUCUUAUCCAUGCAUAACUUAUUCAUAAGACAUUAAUGCAUGUGAUGUCACAAAGUUGAGCAGCAAAGAACUAUCAAGAAUUUAAUUUUGCCACACUUUCACAUACAGCUCAGUUGUGUGGGAAAGACCGCUUUUGGCGAGUGAAUUUACCACUUUUUUACUUUGUUUCACCGACAUAAUUACAGAGCAGAAAAAUGCGUAAUCUAUGCUAAUGCUAAAUGCUUGUGGAAUGAUAGAUAAAAAGUCUUUUAGCUUUUCCUUUUUUGAAAACCUUGAUGUCUUCCUCAUCUCAUCUCUCAGUCUGGAUUUUCUUGCCUACUUGUCUGUUUUAGUUAAGCUGUAGAAACUUUAUGUGUCUAGUCUAUGUGCCCACUUUGUUAUGAAU
Clarias gariepinus (North African catfish) is the source of this 3429-nucleotide messenger RNA. Its product is annotated as MHC class I polypeptide-related sequence A-like. Gene Ontology annotation, biological process: immune response. The transcript has 9 exons. The record is from RefSeq and is a predicted model, not a curated record. Gene Ontology annotation, cellular component: external side of plasma membrane. The coding region runs from base 101 to 1993 and encodes 630 amino acids. Lineage: Eukaryota; Metazoa; Chordata; Actinopteri; Siluriformes; Clariidae.